AUGCCACAUGGGACUGUGAAUGUAGUUUUCCUUGUGUUCCAUCAUGAAAAAGAUGAUAGUUCCAUAAAGUUGUCCAGUCGAGAUCAACAGCUGGAAACAGAAGCGAUAUGGGUGCUUCUUAACAAGGAGCCAUACCGUCAGGAAACACAGGGGGCCCACUACGAAUGCUGUAAAACCCUCAAUGCAAAGAAUGAAUGCGUAGCACUGAGAAGAUACUGGUGUAACGACAUCACUUUAAACAUGAAUCGCGGGUGGCUUGAACUGGAGAGUGACCCCGGACUGUUCACGCUAUUGAUUGAAGAUUUUGGCACCCAAGGGGUUCAGGUUGAGGAAAUAUAUGACUUACAGAAGGCAAUGGAAGGGCCAGUCUAUGGGUUUAUUUUUCUCUUCAAGUGGAUAGAAGAACGCAGAUCGAGAAGAAAAGUCAUCCAGGAGGAUGAGUCAUUUGUCACCGAUGAAAACAAGUUGAAUGAGAUGUUUUUUGCCCAGCAGAUUAUCCCCAACUCCUGUGCCACACAUGCUCUGCUCAGUGUGCUGCUGAAUUGUGACCAGAUCAAGUUAGGGGAUACCCUCACCAAUUUCAAGGAGUUCUGCAGGGGGAUGAACCCAGAGGAUAAAGGUUAUGCCAUAGGCAACAUGCCCGAAUUGGCCAGAGCUCACAACAGCCAUGCCAGACCUGAGCCUACUCAUUUACCAGAGAAACAACAAGGUAUUUCCACCACAAGAAUGAUGGAAGCUUUUCAUUUUGUCAGCUAUGUCUCCAUCAAUGGGAGACUUUUUGAAUUGGAUGGCUUAAAACCUUAUCCUAUAGACCAUGGUAAGUUGAUAACUGGGAGACUGGGCAUGACAACAGGAGGAGAGCCGUAUCAUGACAUAAGGUUCAACUUGAUGGCAGUGGUGCCUGAUAAACGGCAGCAAUAUGAACGUAAACUCAAGACACUGAAGGCAAACAGACAGAUUGUUCUAGAGGCCCUGCAGCAGCUUCUUGACAGGAAGAUGGUCAAUGUCACAACCCCUGACCUUGACCCAAAUAAACCAAAGCCAGAACCUGCCAUGACAAGAUCUAAAGCCGCCAGAGCAGCCAUAUCUGUCACGCCAUCCAUGUCAACCAAUCAGCAGCAGAAUUCGUCAGUUGAAUCCAGUAACCAGGGAGGACUGAAAGUGAAACUCAGGACAAGGAAUUCUGGGAAUGGGACUGCAACAGGGGUGACACCUAUAGGAGGGAGUCAGGCCAGGUUCCCAGCAGCCUUAGACAGUCACAACUACUGCAAGAGUCCCAUUCUGGAGGAAUCUGGAAACAAAACACAAGCAAAACCAGGAGAUGAAGCAGACGAUGAACAGACUGAUAGCGAUGUGGAGGUAACUGAGUCAGCCACUGACUCGGUAUCAAAUUUUUCAGAGUCAAAGCCAACAACGUCUUCUCCCACUAACACAAGUAAAGUUGAUCUGCGGAAGUUCCGUGGCGUCAAGGAUAAAGACAUUAAAAUUCAGAUCAAGGUGGGUGACGGCAAAGAGAGCUGUACAGUCAUCCCAGCCACUGUGGCUUUAACUGAUGUCACCAAACCCCUGACAAUACAAACUAAGUUUACCUGUUCUCCUAUACCUAGCUUUGAAAGCACUGACACUGCCUCUGAGACUGGGAGUAACAUUCACUCCCCAUACUCCAACAGUCCACCUGUGUUCUCUCCCACAGCCGCUUCUGCAAGACAAGCUGAAACCACAAGUAAAACCAGAGCCAGUCUAAUUAACAGACUAGAGGGAGUGGUGAAGUCAGAAAAGAUACAUGGCGCUGGCUUUGAUGGUUUGUCUGGGUCAGGAGAGGACGGGGAGAUAAGUAAAGAAAAGAUGGCGGCCAUGGAGAUGAUGCAGGGACAACAAGGCGGAGGGCAUGUUAAGACAGAGAAGGGAGGACUCACAGAUGAAGAGCAGAAGAAUAAAUUUAGUCACCAGGCUUUCACCCCCAAGGACUUGUUAGCUUUACUGAAGAAUGUAGAGGGUGAGAUUAGUUGCUGUGAGGCCAACCUUAGAGAUGAGAUUGAGAAAAGGAAAAAGUACAAGAUUGAUGACUGCCGCAGGACACACACAUACGAUCAGUUUAUUUGCACAUUCCUCUCCAUGCUGGCUGAGCAGGGCAAGCUGGCAGACCUGGUGGAACAGCACAUGUUAGUCAAAAGGAGACAGGGAGUCACAGUGGGACGGCUUCACAAGAUAAGCAAAGUUGAUAAAAGGAAAAGAGCCAGACCCAAGAGAAGACGAUUCAUUGGAUUUACUGGGUUUAAAGGACNUGAUGAACAGACUGAUAGCGAUGUGGAGGUGACUGAGUCAGCCACUGACUCGGUAUCAAAUUUUUCAGAGUCAAAGCCAACAACGUCUUCUCCCACAAACACAAGUAAAGUUGAUCUGCGGAAGUUCCGUGGCGUCAAGGAUAAAGACAUUAAAAUUCAGAUCAAGGUGGGUGACGGCAAAGAGAGCUGUACCGUCAUCCCCGCCACUGUGGCUUUGACUGAUGUCACCAAACCCCUGACAAUACAAACUAAGUUUACCUGUUCUCCUAUACCUAGCUUUGAAAGCACUGACACUGCCUCUGAGACUGGGAGUAACAUUCACUCCCCAUACUCCAACAGUCCACCUGUGUUCUCUCCCACAGCCGCUUCUGCAAGACAAGCCGAAACCACAAGUAAAACCAGAGCCAGUCUAAUUAACAGACUGGAGGGAGUGGUGAAGUCAGAAAAGAUAGAUGGCGCUGGCUUUGAUGGUUUGUCUGGGUCAGGAGAGGACGGGGAGAUGAGUAAAGAAAAGAUGGCGGCCAUGGAGAUGAUGCAGGGACAACAAGGCGGAGGGCAUGUAAAGACAGAGAAGGGAGGACUCACAGAUGAAGAGCAGAAGAAUAAAUUUAGUCACCAGGCUUUCACCCCCAAGGACUUGUUAGCUUUACUGAAGAAUGUAGAAGGUGAGAUCAGUUGCUGUGAGGCCAACCUUAGGGAUGAGAUUGAGAAAAGGAAAAAGUACAAGAUUGAUGACUGCCGCAGGACACACACAUACGAUCAGUUUAUUUGCACAUUCCUCUCCAUGCUGGCUGAGCAGGGCAAGCUGGCAGACCUGGUGGAACAGCACAUGUUGGUCAAGAGGAGACAGGGCGUCACAGUGGGACGGCUGCACAAGAUUAGCAAAGUUGAUAAAAGGAAAAGAGCCAGACCCAAGAGAAGACGAUGAUUGACAAAAUCAGAAAUUUGAAUUUAAGACUAACCUGGGGAGAAGACACAGAUAAUGGAAAUGAACACAUGCAUUAGAUACUGUGUAAAGUUAUUUUGCCUUUUAUGUGGUCUCUGAACUAGAAAUAUAAGAAACAAAGCCAGGACACUAUUUUAUAAAGAAUCUUAAGUUGAUAAAUGGUCUUAACUAAGUCUGUUCCGAAUCUCACUUUGCAAAGUUUUUUCAACAAUAUUUUAUAAUACCUCAUAUAUAGCAGCCGUUUGAAAGUCAUCUAUGUAUGGGUAGACUAAUCAUUUGUGAAAAGUUCUAAGACUGCUAUUGGUGGACUUUUAAAUUACAUAGCUAAGUGUAAAAUGAGGUAUUAUAUUUAAAAUAUACUUAUAAGAUACUUUAAUUCCCAGAAUUCCAAGUAAAGUUUUGAUGUAUUUGCUAAAAUUUAUGUGCCACAAUAAAAAAUAAAAUAUUAAACCAAAUCAUCUGCAAUCAUACAAAAAUACAAAAUUAUUUUCUUUAGUUAUCACAGAGAAAUCCAUUACAAUGUUCACACAUUUCUUAAAUACAGCAUGGAAAUAGUUCAGAGGAUUACAUCUAGCUACAAUAUGUCACCAAAGCACUUUUUUUUAUUAGCACA
Molecule: messenger RNA, 3844 nt
Organism: Lingula anatina
Lineage: Eukaryota; Metazoa; Brachiopoda; Lingulata; Lingulida; Lingulidae
Product: ubiquitin carboxyl-terminal hydrolase BAP1
Biological process (GO): ubiquitin-dependent protein catabolic process; protein deubiquitination
Cellular component (GO): cytoplasm
Molecular function (GO): cysteine-type deubiquitinase activity
Source: RefSeq, a predicted model, not a curated record